AUGAACGUCCGCGGCUGGAAUGUUGAUAAUAUCUCUACGACUGUGAGUCAUUUUGGUUUUCAAGGCCGAUUUCUUACUCUUGUACUCACCUUAGUACACUUUUUCAUCGUGUUAGCAUUCCCCAUUCUAUGCUGUCUUCGAGUGGACAAGUUGAUCUCGAGCUCGUGGACUUUGGUCUUCACUCCACUGUGGAUACUGGACGUAAUUUACUACGGAAGUUUGUUGUUUCUGCUGAUCUUUUCGGAUGGAAAGCUAUAUACGUUUUGCAAGGACUUGCUGCUGUUCAUUGUGCAAGUUUUGAUCGUGUUAAGGCUGGACAGAGACGUGGAAUGGAACCUUGUAACAGUUCUGACUCCGUACUUCACGUACGAGUUUCUUAGUGUGUUGGAGGCUGUUUCUGGAGGCCUGUUGCGGGAUCAGAUGCUCGUAAAUGAUAGCGUCAAUGCUGGGAUCUCACAGAUAGAGAACAUUCAGACAGAACGUCAGUUGCUUUUCAAGGCAGUAGUGCGCAAGACGGGUUUGUCACUACUGCGCAUUGUUCAGACCUUAUUGAUUGGAAUGAAAGCUGACGGAAGAUUACAGGAUGCUAGCUGGUGGCGAGUGUUGAUUCCUGUAUGGAUUUUGGUGGUCUACCUCUUUUGGUAUCCCAUUAAGAAGUACAUCGAGUCAACGUCGACGUACAGAUUGUUGGAUGCAGUGCUUACAACUGGUGUCGUCUUUAUGCUAGUUGCUCCAUUCUUUUUAUUGACAGAACGAUUAGAAGGGAAAUCGAUGUCCAGUUUCAGCAUCGUGAUACCGUGGAUGCUUCUCAUGGGAGUAGCGUUCUUGUUUUUGUUUUGUGCGAUCUCUUUGGCGGGGUCGGAACGAAUUAUUCAAAGUGGUGUUCAGCCUACACGUCGACAUGCUCAGAGUCCUCCAUACCGUAACGAUUAUGUUGGCGUUGACAUGGACUAA
Molecule: messenger RNA, 954 nt
Organism: Peronospora farinosa
Lineage: Eukaryota; Oomycota; Peronosporomycetes; Peronosporales; Peronosporaceae
Source: the annotation of a GenBank genome assembly